AAGCAUCCAUCUUAAAACACUAAUAACCAACUAUCAUCAUUACUACUCACAUAACAUUACCAACCUUUCACUUUCACUCUCUUCUAUCUUUCCCUUUCCAUUUUUUUUGCACAACACAAAAAGCUCCGUUCUUCUCCCACAAACACACAACAAAUGCAUCGAUCCCUCAUCACUAUACAAACUUCAUAGUUUGUGUGUGUGAUGCAAUAAUAGCAACAUCAAUGGGAGGAGUGACAUCAUCCAUGGCUGCGAAGUUGGCGUUCUUCCCGCCUCACCCAGCAUCGUACAAGGUGGUGAAGGACGAGUUGACGGGGCUUCUGCUCCUGAGUCCUUUUCCUCAUCGCGAGAACGUGGAAAUUCUGAAGCUUCCGACGCGCCGCGGCACCGAGAUAGUGAGCAUGUACGUUCGCCACCCCAUGGCAGCUUCCACUGUUCUCUACUCUCACGGCAACGCCACCGAUCUUGGCCAGAUGUACGAGCUCUUCAUCCAGCUCAGCAUCCACUUGCGUGUUAAUCUCAUCGGGUAUGACUACUCCGGGUAUGGCCAAUCAUCAGGGAAGCCAAGUGAGCAGAAUACAUAUGCAGAUAUUGAGGCUGUGUAUAAGUGUCUAGAAGAAAGCUAUGGUACCAAGCAAGAGGAUAUAAUCUUGUAUGGCCAAUCUGUUGGAAGUGGCCCUACUUUGGAUCUUGCAGCUAAAUUACCUCAAUUGAGAGCUGUUGUUCUUCACAGUCCCAUACUUUCAGGCUUAAGGGUCAUGUAUCCAGUAAAACGUAGUUACUGGUUUGACAUAUAUAAGAAUAUCGACAAAAUUCCACUCGUUAAUUGCCCUAUUCUCAUAAUUCAUGGAACUUCAGAUGAAGUUGUAGAUUGCUCCCACGGAAAACAACUGUGGGAACUGUGUAAAGAGAAGUAUGAGCCACUAUGGCUCAAAGGAGGAAACCACUGUGAUUUAGAGCAAUUUCCUGAGUAUAUCAGGCAUCUGAAGAAGUUCAUAGCCACUGUUGAGAAGUCUACAUCCCAAAGAUACAGCUUCAGAAGAAGCAUGGAACAGUUUGAGCAGCCACGAAAGAGCACUGAUGUAUUUGAAGUUAGUAGAAAGAGCACUGAUCGCAGGGAAAAACCACGGCUGAGCACAGACCGGCCUCAAAAACUGAAAAAUUUGUCCAAUAAUGCCGAUAAGUUAGAGAAACUGAGAGUAACUUUUGAUCAUAUGGACAGGUCAAGGAGAAGUGUGGAUUGUCUUGAAAAGUCUAGAAAAAGCCUUGAUCAUCAACUUGAAAAGGCGAGGAAGAGUGUUGACAUGCUGGAAAGAAUAAGGACCUGAGAUUCUUGGAUUAAUCAAGUUAUGUAUUCAUGAAUGGAUUGGCUUUGAGAUUUUUUUCUUCUUUAAAUUGACCUACCUGGUAUUGCACUAUGGCCUAUGACAGAUAUGAUGAUAAAUAUUGGGCAUCAAAGGAAGGGUUUGGUUUUUACAUUGGAAUUCAGUUUUCACUAUGAUGCUACCACCUCUUGUUCCCUCCAUAUGUGUUUGAUUUGUAUAAAUUCCUUAUCUAAGAAAUGCUACUAAAACUUUCUGGACCAGGCAUUGACUAGUUUUCUAGUACACUCAGAGAAGCACAAGAAACGUUUACUUUCUUUUUAUUUUAUUUUAUUUAGGCCAAGGAUAUUUUUAUGCUGAGAGCAUAUGUUGUAAGUGUUUUUUCCAUUGUGGAUUAUGAUUGAUGGCUAAGCAUUAAGCA
Messenger RNA from Glycine soja, 1740 nucleotides. RefSeq names its product alpha/beta hydrolase domain-containing protein 17C-like. The transcript has 5 exons. The record is from RefSeq and is a predicted model, not a curated record. Lineage: Eukaryota; Viridiplantae; Streptophyta; Magnoliopsida; Fabales; Fabaceae. The coding region runs from base 222 to 1325 and encodes 367 amino acids.